This is a messenger RNA of Cuscuta campestris, 2515 nucleotides long. The record is from the annotation of a GenBank genome assembly. Lineage: Eukaryota; Viridiplantae; Streptophyta; Magnoliopsida; Solanales; Convolvulaceae.
AUCCCUCCCCUCCGGCCACCGCCCUGCCCGUCUCUUUCUCUCGUGGGGGAUCACAGACCCAGACCCAGACCCAAGUGAAGUGGGUCUUCCAUCUGAUCCCCCAAAAAUCCGAUGAGUAGUUGACGGGUUUUCGGAUCAUGGGUUGCGUCAGCUCCAGACAGGCACGCCACGAUGCCUUUUCUUCCCCGGAUUCCUCUGCCCUUACCACCAUCCGAGAUGGCCGGAAGUACCGCCGUUCCCGGUCGAGUUUGGGCCACCGCAAGGUUGGGUUCGGAGGGUUGGAGAAGAUCCAAGAGGAGUCCGAGGAGGAAGGGGAGGAGGAAUUUCGUUCCCCUGCCAAGAAGAAUCCCAAGGCAUUGUCGAAGGUGCAUUCCGCCAGGAAAGCUGCAUUUAGCAUCAAAUUUGGGAGGCUGACAGAAGGCGAACACGCUGCCGCUGGUUGGCCUUCGUGGCUCUCUGCCGUGGCCGGAGAGGCCGUUGAGGGAUGGCUCCCCCUCAGAGCAGACAAGUUUCAGAGAUUAGAAAAGAUUGGACAGGGUACGUACAGCAGUGUUUACCGGGCACGUGAUCUUGAAAAUGGAAAGGUGGUUGCCCUGAAGAAGGUUCGGUUUGACAACUUCCAACCUGAAAGUGUUAGAUUUAUGGCACGAGAAAUAACUGUCCUCCGCAGACUUGAUCAUCCUAACAUCAUGAAACUGGAGGGCAUAAUCACUUCCAGGUCGUCGUGUAGCAUCUGCCUUGUUUUUGAGUACAUGGAACAUGAUCUCUCGGGAUUGCUGUCUUGUCCCGACAUCAAGUUCAAUGACUCACAGAUCAAAUGCUUUAUGACGCAGCUAUUGUCUGGGCUAGAACACUGCCAUUCAAGGGGGAUUAUGCAUCGAGACAUCAAAGUAUCAAACAUUUUAGUAAACAAUGAAGGAAUUCUGAAGAUAGGAGACUUUGGUCUUGCAACUUUUGUUAGUGCAAAGAACAACAAGCAACCACUGACCAGCCGAGUUGUGACCCUGUGGUAUCGACCGCCCGAACUUCUGUUAGGGUCGACAGAUUAUGGUGUGACAGUUGAUUUAUGGAGUGCUGGCUGUGUUUUUGCAGAGCUUUUCUUUGGAAAGCCUCUACUAAAAGGUAGAACUGAGGUGGAACAACUGCACAAAAUCUUUAAACUAUGUGGUUCACCACCUGAUGCGUAUUGGGAAAAUUCUAAACGUCCACUUGCAGCAAUCUUUAAACCCCAAUAUGCUUAUGAGAGUACACUCCGUGAAAGAUGUAAAGAAUUACCAAAAUCUGCUGUAAACCUUAUCCAAACACUUCUCUCAAUAGAACCUUACGAACGUGGAACUGCAUCGUCUUCCCUUAAUUCUGAGUAUUUCUAUACGAGGCCCUAUGCUUGUGAUCCAUCAACCAUGCCAAUUUUCCCACCAAACAGAGAGAUUGAUGCAAAACUCCGUGAAGAAGCAAGGAGACGGAAGACAGGUUCCACAGUAAGGGGAGGAUCUGCAUUCUCAAGGAAUAAGAGAACACGUCGAGGAGUAGCCUCCACUGAGGAUAUGAAGUCAAGUUAUCACACUUCUCGUAGAAGCAAUGGAAAAAGCACUUGUUCUAAAGGAGCUACUGUCGCCAGGAUGUCACAUAAAACCCCCUAUGACACUUUUUCAGAGGCAGCUUCUCAGACAACAGAAUUAUCUCAAGGGGACAGUAUUUGCUCUGUCCCUGUACAAACAAUUAGCAGUUAUGAUGGAUGGCCAAAAAGUCAAAGACUGGAUCGUUCAGGAUUACAUGCUUAUGGUAAUUCAAGAAGGCUACAAAUGAAUCCUGUAAAACUACCCAUCGACCCAUUGGAUUUAUAUGGGAAAGAAAAUUGAGAAUGUUCAAGCAGCAGUCACAAGAAUGACGGGUUCACCUCUUGGCUUCACGAUAAACGGGUGGAACGGCUUGUGUUCUUUUAUGAAUUAUCAGUGGACCGUAAUGGUGAACAAGGCAGCUCAAACAGGGCGGUCAUUCUCAGGACCAUUGCCAUUCGAGUCGCAUAGAAUGCAGGAUGGUCAGGCAGUUCAAAGAUCAUGUUUCUAUAGAGAUGUGUAACUGGAAUGAGUUGGUGGACUAAAAGAUGCCAUUCAUUGAGAACCCUCAAAGUCAUUGAACUUUGACAGGGGAGCGAUUUUUGGCCUGAACUUCUGAGCCCGCACCAAUGUUCGUGGACUCGAGUACAAAACCAUGACAUAAGAAUUGACAGGCGAGAAAUAAGACCCAGUUGUGAAAACAUUCUGACCAAUAUCUGUUUUUCAAACUCACUCCCUAAAUUCAUUUCUUGAGUUGUCUGGGUUGCCCUGGUGGUGGAGGCAGUUGACAGUGGCCAAACAAGGAUGGAGGUGGCCUGCAAUGGGGACAAUAGCUUACUGAUGUUUUUUUUGCUUGGUAGAAACAAAAGAUAGAGAAUUUAGAAGAGGAACUUUGAGGGUCUGACCACUGAAUUUUGUCAAAGGGUGUGUUUGGUUUGGAAGAAAAUACUUUCUCGGAA